Clavispora lusitaniae ATCC 42720 is the source of this 480-nucleotide messenger RNA. RefSeq lists its product as uncharacterized. NCBI's taxonomy places the organism in Eukaryota, Fungi, Ascomycota, Pichiomycetes, Serinales, Metschnikowiaceae. Gene Ontology annotation, cellular component: division septum. The record is from RefSeq and is a predicted model, not a curated record. Gene Ontology annotation, biological process: division septum assembly.
AUGACAGUUCUUACAGGUUUGAAGAAGGCACUGUGGCCAAUGCUUCCGCCACCUUCAUCCGGGACGAAAAACUAUACCAAGCCUAUUGCAGGCAUUCCGCUCACUAACACGCAAAGCUUUUCCAUUUCAGGUAAGUUGUUCACGCUCCGCCAUGAGUUUCAGGUGAAAAUCAAAAUCUCGCAUGGCAGAAACCUAGAGUUUUCUGUCCCGUUCACAGUUUCACCAUUUAAUGUAGCCAGUUGCAAUUAUCUUUUUCUGUGGAUCAGAGAAGAAUGUAACAUGGCCCGAGACCGCUUUGGACGAGAAACUGUGGCAGAAGUAGCGAGCACGCAUAAUCAUGAAGCGGCCCAAAGCAUUUUGCACCUCUUUUGUCCGCCGCCAACUGUUUAUCCGUUUGACCGUACAGGAUGGAAGCAGUUGGGCUAUCACAUAGACUCUUUUGGGAAAUCUGGGACGCCUGUGGUUGCGUACAUAGAUUAA